Molecule: messenger RNA, 1870 nt
Organism: Arabidopsis thaliana (thale cress)
Lineage: Eukaryota; Viridiplantae; Streptophyta; Magnoliopsida; Brassicales; Brassicaceae
Product: mediator of RNA polymerase II transcription subunit
Exons: 6
Coding region: 239-1321 (360 amino acids)
Biological process (GO): positive regulation of DNA-templated transcription
Cellular component (GO): nucleus; mediator complex
Source: RefSeq, marked reviewed
GUAAAACUCAAUUUAACAGAGUGGAAUAAAUUAAACAAAAUAAGACGUGAAGGAGCAGAAGCAAGCAUAUCAACAAAAACGCCUUUGAAACGCAAACGCUACAAAAUUGCGUCUGGCGUUACAGUAGAUUGAGAUUUGAACGUGAAAUUCUCCGAGUCCAGAAACAUUCCUCUCCUUCCGUCGUCGUCAAGAAGAUCAAUUUCAUUGAAAUCGAAAGAGUGUGCUUGAAUCACAGCUUAUGCAGACGCUACACCAGUCCCAACUUCUCCAGAAUCCGGCCGAGGCGGCGAACAAUCAGUCUGAAUCGGACGCGCCGCCGAAACAGGUGGCUCAGGCCAUGGAACGACUCAAUCAAGCGGCUAGGGUUAUCGCCGAUAUCCGCCUCGGCGCUGACCGUAUCCUUGAAGCUAUGUUCGUGGCUUCGCAACCUCGUCACACAGACAUGCCUCUUCAGCUCUUUCUCAGAGAAGACGCCUCCAUGCGUCAACAUCUUCAGGAUCUUCGCUUAAUAGGGAAGAAAUUGGAAGAAUCUGGAGUGUUAACUGAAUCACUUAGGUCAAGAAGUAACUCUUGGGGUCUUCACAUGCCUUUGGUUUGUCCAGAUGGUGCAGUCGUUGCUUAUGCUUGGAAAAGACAGCUUGCUGGCCAAGCUGGUGCUUCUGCUGUUGAUAGAACCAGGUUAGCUCUCAAGGCCUUCACGGAUCAGAAAAGACGAUUCUUCCCUCAUAUUGAUGAUGGAUUAAAGAUGGAACCAAGCUCAAAAAAACAUCGUGCCUCCCAUUUGCUAUUAGAAAAUGGAAGAGAGGAGCCGGUUGAUUACAAAACAUUGCCAGAUAUACAAUCGCGUUUAGAGAAGCUGGUUCCGAGUGUGAAGGUGUCUACUUAUGGACGAUUGAACUGGCUUAAAAGAGCUAACUCUUUACCUGGGUCAGGUAGUGAUGAUCCUACAGAAGCAUCGAAACCUAUUUUCCAGAGUUCUAGCAAGCUGAGAUCAGGGUUACAGACUGAAGUUGUCGACAAGAUUGCUGUUAUUGAGUUAUCAUUUCCUUCUCUAUUCAGAGCUAUAGUCUCGUUGAGUCCAGCGGGUUCUGUUGAUCCAGAUGCAGUUGCUUUCUUCUCCCCAGAUGAGGGAGGCAGCUACUUACAUGCGAGAGGCUUCUCGGUUUAUCAUGUUUACAAACACAUAACGGAACAUGCUGCUACAGCCUUGCAAUAUUUCCUCGGCUUUGGUACUGGAACAGCUCUCUACUCUCUUCUGCUAUGGAUAUGCAGUUUUGAAUCCGUAUUUAGCAAACCUUGCACGUAUGCAGACUCUCCGUAAUUCUUCUAAUACAUUUGUUUCCCGUGGACUAACUUUUCAUUUCUCUUCUGAUGAUGCAGUAAAUGUGGAAGGCUAUUAGCAAUGGAUAAAAAGUCUGCGUUAAUCUUACCUCCUUUACACCGCGCUUACCAAGAAUUGCCUCUUGCAUUAAACCUGGACGUUUGUGAAGCUUACCACUCCAGUUGCUCUCAAGAUGAUACCUAGUACUCUAGUGAUUAGGGAGGAUCAAUUAAAAGAAAGGUUAGAAAUAAGUUCUAAUAACAUUUUGUAUGGAUCUUUAGUAUCUGCUCUUCUCCUUGAUAUACCUCUUGUUUGUUGUUGAUGUCCCAUGUUGAGGUUUAGAUUAACUUUCUUUCUUUCUACUCUCUGGUAACAUGUGAAUGUUGUCUUCUUUCUAGAGAUUUGAUCUUUGUUCACGAGAUGACUGAACAGAGACCUUUUUUUUUAACUCGGUUCACAUUACUCUGUUGCAGUCAGCAUCAAAGUGAGAAAAAGACAGUGGGUGUUGAUUUUUGCUUCCGAUCCAGAAAUAUAAAACAUGUUAAAUGC